This is a messenger RNA of Talaromyces proteolyticus, 1069 nucleotides long. RefSeq names its product putative recombination hotspot-binding protein. Gene Ontology annotation, molecular function: RNA binding; single-stranded DNA binding; sequence-specific DNA binding. The record is from RefSeq and is a predicted model, not a curated record. The transcript has 7 exons. Gene Ontology annotation, biological process: RNA metabolic process. NCBI's taxonomy places the organism in Eukaryota, Fungi, Ascomycota, Eurotiomycetes, Eurotiales, Trichocomaceae. The coding region runs from base 213 to 902 and encodes 229 amino acids. Gene Ontology annotation, cellular component: cytoplasm; nucleus.
AUUCUCGAAUUCCAAGCGCGUAGCCAAGUUCUAGAAGUAGGUCUCCGUACUCGCUCAUCAAAAUUGUUGAAGCUGAAGCUCAAGCCCAAGCUCAAGCUCUGACGCCACACCAAUCACCUCCCCGCAUCGACUUCCAAACUCGAAGCUCCAAUCAACUCUUGCUACUUUGCCAUAGCAAGAAUCGCCUAGAAACAAUCUAAUUAUCCUUUAAAAUGAUCGACCCAGCAAUUUUCGAGAGUCUGCAGGCGAAAAUCGAUGAAGAAUCGGCUGUGAUUGAUGAACUCCAUGACAUCGUCCAAGCGCUUGCUAAGAAAGGACGAACAACCCAAGCUAUACUCUCUAGAGCCCAUUCAACACCUGCUAAAGACUUGAAACCGGUCCUCGACGAAGCAGCGCAGCAAAUCCUCGCCCAGAAAGAAGAAGUCUCGCGAUUAAGCAAAGUCGCGAACCAGCACCCAUUCUACAGAUUUAACAAUGUGUGGUCACGAGAACUGCAGAAUUUGGUGUACUACAUCGAGCUCUGUGCCUGGCUAGGAGGUUUAUCAGAGUACAAACAAUCGGCGAAAUCGUCAUUUCUAACGAUUGAUGAAGUUGGGAAAUUCCUUGAUGUCCCUGUCAACCUCAAAGACGAAGACGCUUUCCACCUCACCAUUGAAGAAUACCUCCUUGCCCUUAUCUCCAUGGUUGAAGAACUCUCCCGUUUGGCUGUCAAUUCGGUCACGCUUGGGGAUUACACCCGUCCGCUCGAAAUCAACUCAUUUAUCAAAGACCUCUUUGCCGGAUUUCAGUUACUCAAUUUGAAGAAUGAUAUAUUGCGAAAGAGAAGUGACGGGAUCAAAUACUCGAAAGUGGAGGACGUAGUUUAUGACCUCUCAUUGAGAAAUCUGAUUCCGAAGGCCUGAUUUACGAGAAUUGUCCACUACGGCCGGAUGAGGGAUUGCUUUGGUAUCAAUUAAUGCUGGCAUAAUCAUUUGAUAACAAUUUUGAUAACAAUACCCGAUAGUAUGGACAUAAUGAAACCAAGAGACUGAAAAAGGAGACAUAGGUAUCAAUGGAAACGAACAAACAA